UUCACUGAAGAGUUGGAAAAGAACAAAAGCAAAACACACGGGACCGUGUUCGAGGGACUAGCUAUGGCCAUUAUCAGAGGAAGAUAUUUUGCUAUAAUCCGUGUCAUCCAAGCACGCAAAAGUUUAGCAUAUUUGUGGGGUAAUUUGCAGUGCGUCGAAACAAACCUUCAAACACAUGCCAUAUAAACAAAACGAAACAAACAGGUAGGCGUUUAUCGUGUUUUUCUCGAGCUCCAGAAAUCGUGUCCCAGGUCCAACGUGUAUAUGCUUGCAUGCGUAUUUGAUGUCGAGAUCAAAUAUCGUUGCUCACAAUAUACUUGACAUCCAUUCCAUCUCUAGAGACGCUUGACAUUUAUAUUAGUGGCGAGUAUGUAUGGUAUCUAGCAAGCUCUCAUUGCGCCCUGCGUCAUGCAGAAUAGAUGGGGUCACGAGACUGUUUAUUUUUUCUGGUUUCCCUGCUGAAUUAAUUAAAUGUAUGUAUUUUGGGGUUACGCCCCCUUUUCUUUCCGGUAUCUGUCAAUUUAAAAUAAAAAUUUGGCCAAAUUGAUAUACUAUACUAGCAUUGUACCCGUGGCGCAGGCAGGUUCAAAUGGGCUAUACCUUGAAUAGAUUGAAUUGCAAUGAAAAUAUAAUGCAAUAUCAAAGGAGCAAUAUCGAAGAGACAAAUUAAACCAACCAUUUGUCCACAGACUCGGACCCUGUGGCGUGCUGUAUGCGUGCAUAUAAAAGUAAAUCAAUUGGUCCGAAUGAGAUGAUGAGGCAAUGUGAAUAUACCUCGUUCCUUAGUCAGCAAUAUGCCCCUUUUUAUACGGAGAUGAAGGAGAACCCAAUUGCACUAUCACUACUAAAACUUUAAAAUGCGUGCUCCUCCUACAUGUAGCAUGAUCUCGGGCAAGGCACUUAGUCGACAGGCAAGCUAGAAGUUCAGCACCGUGAGCAGCUCCUUGAUAAGGCCAUGCCAAGUUCAGAGUGCCUCUUCAGAUACAUCAAGUUUUGAAAGCUGUGUGGUGAGCACAUAAACAUACCAUUGUAACAUUAAUUUGAAAAUCCCUUCAUAAUCAAGGGCUAGCUCUGGCUAAUACAGUACCAAUAUACGAUAGACCAUCAAUUUGACCCCAGCUCCUUACUGCGGGAAAACCCAAGUCCAGCAACCAAAAGUAUCAAAAUACAUUUUUGUAUAUCUGGGUUGUCUUGGUCAUUCUUAUGAUGUCAUAAAGGGCCUAUUGUGCUGAAUGGAAAUGCGCGUAACAUUGCAGGGCCAAGCGACUAAACAUUACGGUGUCUGAAUCAUUCUCAUAUUCUUUUUCACUUUAGUUUCUUGCCACUCCAAGUAAAAAUUGUCGUAGAAAUUUGGAUCCCCUUUUCAGGGAGAUUCUGCCACUUUUUCGAGUUCCAUUGAUGCUCCUGUUACAUCAAAUUUGAGAACCGCCAGGGUAUUGGGAAAUUAGCUGGGAUAGGGCACCAGUUCAUUAAUUCCAGGUGGUGGAGAGUGACUUUCCCAGUCCAAUCCAUAGUUUUCCAACAUCCGUAUUCCCAGUGCCAACGCCACAUAUUUUUAAUUGACCCAUUUUAUACAGCAGCGAGGGAGCCGAUCAAGAAAGGAUUGCCUCCGGUUCCUUGAGGCAGAAGAAUAAUAUACUCGGAAUGACACCAAUCGAGACGUUACCAAGAGAAAAUGUACCUCGGCCACAGUGGGAACCCGGAGUGGAGAAAUACUACAGAUUGCCGUACCAACCGUGGACAUACUACGCGAAGAGCAUCCUGCAACUUCACAACGAGUCUGGAAACGUAUGGACCCACUUCGUGGCUUUCUUUUUCUUCAUUGUGCUUAUUUACAAGUACCAUCUGAUCCUAGAUUUCAACAGGGAGGAAACAUGGCCGCUACUCAUGUUCGGUGUCAGCUGCAUGUGCGCAGCUUCCGGAAGCAGUAUGGCGCAUCUCUUUCACUCAAAGUCCACUUAUGUUCACUACAUUGCAAUGGCCUUCGACUUUGCUGCAGUAAGCCUCUACAGUUUUGCCAGUGUCUGCAUAGUCCUUUACUACAGCUCCGACGACGAACUCCUGAUAUCCUACGGAAAUCUUCUCAUGCCUUUGAACGCCGUGUUGGCUUUUGCAGCAUGCUUCGGCUGUUCUCAUGGGAACACGAAAUACAGCUUGCAUCAUCAUUUACGACGUAAACUGUGGUAUUUCAUUCCAGAAGGAAGCUUCUUUGUAGCCUGCCUUGCCCCUGCUGUGAUCCGCUUCGCCAAGAUAUCUUCCUGGGACGCUGCCCCCGUCGCCGAGGUAGAAUCAUACAGGUUACAUCUGACGUAUUUUUCCUGCUUUGCAUUUGGAUCUUUUUUCUUUUUCUCUCACAUCCCGGAGCUCCUGUUCCCAGGAAAAUUCGACAUCUACUGCCACAGCCACCAAAUUUGGCAUUUCUUUGGACCAGUGACCAUUUACUUCCAGUUCAAGACCGCGUAUGUGGACAUCAACAACCGGCAGCGGGAUCCUGCUGCCUUGGCUCAGCUUCCCUCCCCCUCUGCGCUGUGGUUGUACUUUGUCGUUGUUGUAAUCGUCAAUCUGUUAUGCAUUGUAUACAUUGCUCACGAAGCCCGGAAGGUGGUCGACAAAGAACGACUUGAGAUUGUUCAGGACAAAAACAAACCUGCAAAACAAAAUCCUAUUGACCAAGCUGAAAAACAUGCAGACGUGUUGGGGGCGACAAGUCCCCGGUCUCGUAAGAUCACUGCAAAGUCUUGUCAGUCUUUUAGCGAUUCAUGUUUGUAAUCUACAUUUUAUCACAUUUUACCACACAUUUUACCAUUGUACCUUAAAUCUUAUUUCUGCACUUUUCUCGACCUCCAAGGGUUGGGUUAAAAAAAGGAGAGUACUAUAGUAACUGAUAGGCCGUUCUGUUGACAGGGUGCGGAACGAUUCCGAUUGGUUGAUUUAUGGUGCACAACAAUUCCUAUUUAUGUCGUGGCAUAAUUAUGAAUUUUGUCCACUCGCGCCAGCCAUAUCCGUGGUGUACGAAGCUUACAUGAAUGGAUCGAAACCAUCAUGAGCAAUCAGUAGGCACAGUUAUCAUCGAGUCCAUGCAAGUAGACUUAUUUCAUAGUUUGUUAAAGCCUUUCUGUGAUUUCAAAAUAAACUUCACUAAAACCUGAACCAGGAGGAAACAAUGUUGCUCCAAUUUUCAAACUUAUGACUGACUUCCGAUUGGGAAUCGGUCAAUUAGAAGACGCCUAUCAUGCUUGUUAGGCAUGUGGCUUACAUGGCUUUCGAAUACCUCAGCAGAAGUCCAAAAUUAUUGCUUGAGGAAAUUCAAGUUGCGGCUGGACGCCAAUUAUGCGCGCGCGAUCUGAAUGAGACAAUUGGACGUACAAAAAGUUGCUGUGAGUGUGAUCAGCAGAUCGAGAAAACCAGUCGAAACUGAGACAAUCCAUGACGUUUUGAUGCUUACCUCGAUAUUGUUAUACAAUAUGUACCAGUUUUAAAAAUAUUUUACUCCGCAUAAUAAACUUUAUCAGUAUUACCAAG
Molecule: messenger RNA, 3522 nt
Organism: Lineus longissimus
Lineage: Eukaryota; Metazoa; Nemertea; Pilidiophora; Heteronemertea; Lineidae
Product: membrane progestin receptor beta-like
Exons: 2
Coding region: 1645-2769 (374 amino acids)
Cellular component (GO): membrane
Molecular function (GO): signaling receptor activity
Source: RefSeq, a predicted model, not a curated record